AUGGAUUUACGGAGCCGGCCCUCGGUGACCUCGCGCCUCUCCUUUGCCGUUAGCAAUGCUGAGCGUGGCGAGUCUGUAGACCUGCCCGCUGUUGCAGCCGACCAGCAGAUCGAAGAGGAAAUCGCCGAGAUCAAGAGAUACGAGGACUUCACAACCAUUGAUUGGGUCCAGGAUGCUGCUCAGGAACGACAGCGCCGGAAAGCGCGCAGGAAGCGCACCGCCGGCCUCUACGACAGCGGCCAGGUCGACUGGAGACACAGGCUCUUUGUCCUGUACGAGGCCGCGCAGGGCUGGAUCGUCAUCACCAUCAUCGGAGCUGCCAUCGGCCUCAACGCAGCCUUCCUGAACAUCAUCACGGAAUGGCUGGCUGACAUCAAGAUGGGAUACUGCACCACUGCAUUCUAUCUCAACGAGAACUUCUGCUGCUGGGGCGAGGACAACGGCUGCCCCGAGUGGCAUCGUUGGACCGGAUUCGAGCCUGUCAACUACCUCGUCUACAUAAUCUUCGGGACCAUGUUUGCCUUUGUCUCCGCCACUCUUGUCAAGUGCUAUGCACCUUAUGCGGCUGGGUCGGGCAUCUCCGAAAUCAAGUGCAUUAUCGCUGGGUUCGUCAUGAAGGGCUUCCUGGGGUUUUGGACGCUUCUGAUCAAGUCCAUCUGUCUCCCCUUGGCCAUUGCCUCAGGCCUGUCCGUUGGCAAGGAGGGGCCCAGUGUCCACUAUGCCGUCUGCACCGGCAACGUCAUCUCGCGUCUGUUCGACAAGUAUAGGCGCAGUCGCUCCAAGACCCGCGAGGUCCUCAGCGCGUGCGCGGCUGCAGGCGUGGCCGUGGCCUUCGGAAGCCCCAUUGGCGGUGUUCUGUUCUCCCUGGAAGAGAUGAGCAGCUACUUCCCACUCAAGACCAUGUGGCGGAGCUAUUUCUGUGCGCUUGUCGCGACAGUCGUGUUGGCCUUCAUGAACCCCUUCAGGACGGGCCAGCUUGUCAUGUUUCAGGUCACCUAUGAUCGGUCGUGGCACUUCUUCGAAACACCAUUUUACAUCCUCAUAGGUGCCAUGGGUGGUCUCUACGGUGCCUUUGUCAUUAAGUGGAAUCUACGUUACCAGGCGUUUCGUAAGAAGUAUCUGGCAAAAUACCCUGUUCUCGAGGCAACUCUCCUGGCGACGGCGACUGCCAUCGUCUGUUACUACAAUGUCUUCCUGAGAAUCGACAUGACAGAAAGCAUGGAGAUUCUCUUCCUUGAAUGCGAAGGGACGGAGGACUAUCAUGGGCUCUGUGAUGCUCCCAACCGCCUCUGGAACAUCGCCUCUUUAUUUUCGGCGACGAUAAUCCGGAUCUUCUUUGUGAUCAUCUCGUACGGUUGCAAGGUACCCGCGGGUAUUUUCGUACCGUCGAUGGCCAUCGGGGCUUCGUUUGGCCGUGCAGUUGGCAUUAUCGUGCAAGCCAUCCACGACGCAAACCCUAACAGCGUUUUCUUUUCGGCCUGCGAACCUGACGUCCCGUGCAUCACGCCAGGUACCUACGCUUUCCUCGGUGCAGCGGCAGCACUAAGUGGCAUCAUGCAUAUCACGGUGUCGGUCGUGGUCAUCAUGUUCGAGCUCACCGGCGCACUUGUCUACAUCUUACCUACGAUGAUUGUCGUUGGCGUCACAAAGGCUGUCAGCGACCUCAUCGGAGGCGGAGGAAUCGCAGAUCGUAUGAUAUGGUUUAGCGGGAUGCCAUUCCUGGACGGCAAGGAAGAGCACAACUUUGGAGUGCCUGUCUCGCACGCCAUGACGACGGAUGUGGUCUCGAUACCAAUGUCCGGGUUGACACUCCAGCAGGUUAAGCAAUUGCUCGCCAACGGAAAGUACCAAGGCUUCCCCGUCAUCGAAAACGAGCACAACAAAAUUAUUGUGGGAUACAUCGGUCGCACCGAGCUGCAAUAUGCCAUCGACCGGCUCAAGAAAGAUCGUUCUUUGAACCCACAGGCGAAGUGCAACUUUGCGUCCUCUAACACUGUGGCGCCCACAACACCAACCGCAACACCAUCUAUCACAGUUCUCGCUGAUCCAAUGUCCUCAACUUCCAUCGACUUCACCCGUUUCGUGGACUUGACCCCCGUGACAGUUCAUCCUCGCCUGCCACUGGAGACGGUUAUGGAGCUAUUCCGCAAGAUCGGACCGCGAGUCAUCCUGGCUGAGCACCACGGUCAACUGAAAGGCCUGUUGACGGUCAAAGACUGUCUCAAAUACCAGUUCAAGGCGGAGGCUUCCGAGAACCCCCGCGAUGACCAACACCUCUUGCAGUCGCAGGAGAAGCUGUGGGGCGUGUUCCAGCAGGUGGCGGGCUGGGUAUCGACCAAGGUGAACAGUGCCUCUGGAGGGCGGAUACGGUUGAGCAGCAGUGCUGACGAAGGGGAUGGCUUCAUCAUGGAUGGGACUGAGCAGCUCGAGGAUGAAGGGGUUGAGUUAGAGAGUAGAGGGUACGAUGAUAGGCGUUAG
Diaporthe citri is the source of this 2478-nucleotide messenger RNA. RefSeq lists its product as uncharacterized. The transcript is spliced from 4 exons. Gene Ontology annotation, cellular component: Golgi apparatus; membrane; endoplasmic reticulum. The coding region runs from base 1 to 2478 and encodes 825 amino acids. The record is from RefSeq and is a predicted model, not a curated record. Gene Ontology annotation, molecular function: voltage-gated chloride channel activity. Gene Ontology annotation, biological process: transmembrane transport; chloride transport; intracellular copper ion homeostasis. Lineage: Eukaryota; Fungi; Ascomycota; Sordariomycetes; Diaporthales; Diaporthaceae.